UGGAUAAAGUUCGCCGAUGACGUAGUACAUUCUUGCAAGACUAACUUUAAGUAAAAUAAAAGUUACGCAAAAAAGGUCAAGCUCAAAUACCUUAAAUUGAAAAUAGUACAACAUUUCAACGCAUACGUGGUUGAUAUAUUAUUGACACUGUCAAGAAGAAUAUAAACGAUUGAUGGAAGCCUUUAGCCUUCUCCUGUUAUGCUUCUCUCUGCUGAAUUUAAUACAAUUUUGUGCUCCAAGAGACACAAUUAACACACUGCAAUCUAUCAGUGAUGGUGAGACAUUAGUUUCAGCAGAUGAAACCUUUGCAUUGAGAUUCUUCAGCCCUGGAACUUCCAAGAACCGUUAUGUUGGAAUUUGGUUUAACAAAGAUCCAACAAAGGCAAUAGUAUGGGUUGCAAACAGAAAAACACCCCUCACUGACUCCUCAGGGGUUUUGAAGGUCAACACCACCGAAAUUCUAGUCCUUCUUGAUAGUAAUAAUAGUCUUAUCUGGUCAUCCAACACGACAGGAUCGGCACGAAGUCCGGUUGCAAAGCUUUUGAAUUCUGGGAAUUUUGUUGUGCAGGAUGACAGCAAUAGCGACACGGAAGAUUUUGUGUGGCAAAGUUUUGCCUAUCCAGGCGACACAAUCUUGCCUGGACAGAAGUUGGGAAGAAACUUAGCUACAGGACUAAAUCGGAGGGCAACAUCAUGGAAAAGCUCUGAUGAUCCUUCUCCAUUAAAUUAUUGGGAAAUAGCAGAAGUUAUAAUAGCAUGGAAAAAUGAGCUUAUUAGACAUUUUUGGUUCUUUUUCUUUAACUCAUUACAUGCUACUUUGUAG
Messenger RNA from Arachis ipaensis, 823 nucleotides. Lineage: Eukaryota; Viridiplantae; Streptophyta; Magnoliopsida; Fabales; Fabaceae. The record is from RefSeq and is a predicted model, not a curated record.